ACGGAUCUUCCAUCUCGGAGCAACAUCACCCUGCCCACGUCCCCAACGCAGCACAGCGCGGCGUUUCUUCCUAGCGCGAGCAGCGAGCGCCAUUCCCCGAGCUUUUCUUUUUUUUUUCCUCACCGUUUCCCGAGUUAAUAAUAACUGCCAGCCUGCCGCCACCGGAAAAUAGCGGCGAGCAAGAGCAAACCCAAGGGAAAAGGGGGGUUAGCCAUUUUCCACCCCGUUUCUCAAUCUCUAUCCGGCAGCGGGCAAAGGUUUUCUUCCCCUCGCCAACCUAGUCCGAGGUUUUCGGUUCCGAUCAGGGCCCCAGCUCGCCAUGGCGACGUCGUUCGACCGCUGGGAGAAGGACCCCUUCUUCACCGCCGCCGAGGAGGUCCAGGAAUCCGCCGAUCGGAUGGAAUCGGUGUACAAGAUAUGGGUGCAGGAGAGGAGCGGGGGCGAUCCGCAGGCGGCGGCCGUCGGCGGAGAGAUCGCAGACGUGGAGCUGCGCCGCGAGCUACGCACUGCUCUCGGCACCGCCAAGUGGCAGCUUGAUGAACUUGAGCGAGCAAUUAGAUCAAACGACGAGAUUGUCUCAGCAGGAAAGGAUACAAGAUCACGUCAUAGUGACUUUGUUGAGGCAAUUGGCCAUCGGAUAUUAGAGGUUGAGAACAACUUGAAUGAAUCCAAUGUUGCAGAAGGCAGGGGCACACUAAGCUGGAUUCACUUGGAUGACGAUGAACGAGAUGACCUUGCAGCUUUCCUAUCUGCAAGCCCUCUUCAACAGAAAGAUAAAGUUGUUUCAAUUCCAUCUGCCGGUGAUAUUCAAGUGGGCAGCAAUGCAACAAGGCUAAGGCAAAAUAUUUCCGCUGAGAGCUCCAUUGAUUCAUCUGCCUCUGCAGAUUUGAGUUUAAUGAGAGCAAAAGAAGAUAUGCAUCGUGGGCACAGAAGGUCAGUAAGUGCAAAUGCUGAUAUUGGAUCGUCGACUAUAUCAUAUCCCAAUGAAUGGGAGGGUGCUGCUGAGCAAUCAUCUGAUGGCCCACACAAAGCACCUCUAGCGCAUAUUGUGAAAACGUGUGCACUGACAAGUGCCUUGAAAUCUAAGCCAGGAAUUAAGUACAAAAAUGGAGCUGUGAGGUGGGCACGUGCGGACAAACAGGAUGUGGAAGAGGCAAUCCCUCUCAGAAGUUCUCAAUUGAGUCAGGGUUUAGAUGGGUACUCUGAGAAAAGCAAGGGUUGCUUAAAUACUUGCGAUGGGCCUACAUGCAAUAAGAAACAAUAUGGUUGGCUUGGAGCACUGCAUAGGCGGCUUCAGAGGUCACAGUAUCAAAUUCGAUAUGGGCGUCCUAUUCAAUUAAUUGUGUUUGCACUUGCUGUUCUCAUAAUAUUUGUGUGUGUAUUGUGGACAAUAUGGUGAGAAAUUUGCAAGGGCUCAUUAUUGGGUUUGGAAGGCCAGAUCAGCAGCUUAAAAAGGCACCAUUCGUUGCCUUUCAUUAUAAGCUUAGCGAGGAGCUUGAGGCAUGCACAUAUGGGAACCAUCUCACGCCGUUUCUGGGAGUACACGUUGAAAUGAAUGAAGACCGAUGAAAUUGGAGCAACUCACAUAUAGAGCAGUGGGGAUGAAAUUGGAGCAACUCACAUAUAGAGCAGUGGGCUUCACCAUUGCAUCUGCACAGGACGGUGUGUGUCGAUUCUCACUAUCACCAGUUGACGCCUUCUUAAUGGUAUGCUCUGAACUUUAAAUUAGUGAUGUGCUGCACUGGUAUCAUGCAGGUGCAGCUAGCAACAGAAAUGCGACUGUAGAAUGUUGAUCAUGCAAUUGCCUUUGAGGCCUAACUGAGAGUUGGUUCGGUCGUUAAUUCUCUGUGUGUGUUUUUUUACUGAACCUGCCACAAUUGGUUUCAGACACAAUGGGGAUAGGUUGUGAAGUGACAUGUAUGGAAGAUGCUAGAAUAAUUGUAACGGAAUCUGCUUGACCUGUGUAAUAAUACAUAAACAGCAGAGUUACAAGCUCGGCCAUUCUAUUUGUUUA
Brachypodium distachyon (stiff brome) is the source of this 2014-nucleotide messenger RNA. RefSeq lists its product as uncharacterized. Lineage: Eukaryota; Viridiplantae; Streptophyta; Magnoliopsida; Poales; Poaceae. The transcript has 5 exons. The record is from RefSeq and is a predicted model, not a curated record. Gene Ontology annotation, cellular component: membrane. Gene Ontology annotation, biological process: Golgi vesicle transport. Bases 320 to 1399 code for a protein of 359 amino acids.